This is a messenger RNA of Aspergillus affinis, 2502 nucleotides long. RefSeq names its product putative mitochondrion biogenesis protein. The record is from RefSeq and is a predicted model, not a curated record. The transcript is spliced from 5 exons. Bases 1 to 2502 code for a protein of 833 amino acids. Gene Ontology annotation, biological process: mitochondrion inheritance. Gene Ontology annotation, cellular component: mitochondrial inner membrane; proteasome core complex. Lineage: Eukaryota; Fungi; Ascomycota; Eurotiomycetes; Eurotiales; Aspergillaceae.
AUGGGCCACCAACCUCACAACGGAGCGAUUGGAUACUCCUUCUCUCAACCCCAUACAGCUGCCGCAGGCAACAAGCAGCAUUCUUUUUACCCAUACACGGAUAAUGGUGGUUCCACUCUAGGCAUCACGGGCGCCGAUUUCGCCAUUCUCGCCGGUGAUACCCGUUCGGUUGCAGGGUACAACAUCAACUCUCGCUACGUUCCCAAGGUUUUCAAGAUCGGUGGUGACGAUGAGACCGGUGAUGGUGCUCAUAUCAUCCUCUCGGUUGUGGGCUUCGCUGCAGACGGUCAAGCUCUCAAAGAACGACUGGAUGCAGUAGUAAAGAUGUAUAAGUACCAACACGGAAAGCCCAUGUCUGUCGGGGCAUGUGCUCAGCGCUUGUCGACCAUUCUUUACCAGAAACGAUUCUUCCCCUACUACGUGACUGCUAUUCUAGCCGGCCUUGACGAGGAGGGCAAAGGUGCCUUAUACAGCUACGAUCCCGUCGGUUCCUACGAAAGAGAGCAAUGCAGGGCGGCAGGCUCAGCAGCGAGCUUGAUCAUGCCCUUCUUGGAUAACCAGGUCAACUUCAAGAACCAGUACAUCCCUGGAAGUGGAGCGGGACAUGCCCUCGAAGCAAGGAAGCCGGAGCCACUACCAAGAGAAACGGCCGAACAGUUGGUGCGAGAUGCAUUCACCAGCGCGGUGGAGAGGCAUAUCGAGACUGUCUCGAAGCGGGAACUGCACACCAAGGAUGAUUCGAAACCAAAAACACAGAAGGAUUCUAUAAGCCCUGACGGCGGCGAGUCCUACAUACCAGAAAACAGUGAAAAUGAUGUCCGGUCGCAUGGCUCAGUGCCCAAGCAGGCCAUUAAUGAGCAGGCUCGAGGGGGCACGUCGAAUCGACAUUUGAUGGACCGUUUACCUCACAUGUCACAGCUGCAUCGACCUACAAAGGAGGAACUCCUGGCCGCAGCCACUGGUUUCUGGUCGAGGCUCAAAGUACGUUUUAAGUGGUUCUCAAUUCGGAGCGUCCGACCCUUCAAUCUCGACGAGAUAACGGCCCUUUUUUCGUGGGUGCUGUUGGGUCAUGUGCUAUGGAUUGUCUUAGGGACCACGACAUUUUUCUCUUUGCUGAUUCUUGCGAUCAACACCGUCAUGGCUCAGGAAACCCUUGCCGGUUGGGUAGGAAAUUACCUGACGAGAUCCUCCGGUGUGAAGGUAGUGUUUGAAUCUGCAAUUGUACCCCGGUGGGGAGACGGUGUCAUCACUUUCAAGAACGUUUUCGUCUCCAGACGGCCAGGUCAGGGUGCUGGUCAUGUGAGUAAAGGCUCCUCGAAGACUGCUGCUGCUGUGGCCGCAGCUGCGGCUCUCAACGAACAACCUAGCUCCGACGUAUCGGAACAGCGACCGUUGUCUGAAGAAGAAGAUAUGAACUACACACAGUUCGACUUGUCGAUCGAAACCGUCAACGUCACCCUGUCGUUCACGAAAUGGUUCAAUGGUAAAGGACUUCUUCGUGAUGUCGAAGUGAAGGGGCUACGGGGUGUGGUGGACCGUAGGCAUGUCUACUGGCCAAAUGUCGACUUGGACCCAAAAUCCUACCGGCAUGAGCACAACCCUGGCGACUUUGAGAUCGAUUCAUUCAAGAUGAAUGAUGUCCUGGUCUCGGUUUACCAGCCGGACAAUUUUAGACCAUUCUCCGUUAGCAUAUUUUCCUGCGAUCUCCCGCAGCUGAGAAAGCAGUGGCUCUUCUAUGAUUUUAUGUCUGCUAAUAUGAUGUCCGGGUCAUUUGACAAUUCCUUGUUCACAAUUCAUCCUCGCCAAACCCACGGUUUUACGGGCGCCCGAUUGGGUGGCCAGGAUGACCGGGAUGGCAAGCCAAAUCCUUGGAAGAAACAUAGCAGGGUUCGCAUCGACGGGUUGAAUAUCGACCAUCUGAAUCGUGGGGUACAGGGUCCCUUUUCCUGGAUUCAUGAAGGAACAGUCGAUAUUGUUGCCGACAUCAUGUUCCCGGCCGAAAAUGAUGAAAGCCUAACCAAGGUAAUGACCGAUCUAUACGAUCGACUGGAAGCCACCGUGACGUCCAACCGGUAUGACGACUCGGUCUCCCAUAGCGCAGAUCAGACUGGCGAAACCGUGACCAGCGAUCAGAGACGGUUCUUGAUCACCGACCUCCGGCUCCAUUUGAACAACGUUAGAGCGGUUGUGCCUCUUUUUACACGAGAUCUUUCCUAUAUCAAUAAUGCCUUAAUACGCCCCAUGGUCGCGUACAUCAAUUCACGGCGAACUUUCAUUCCCGUCAACUGUCGCCUCGUCAAGCGCCUUGGCGAUUUCGAUGGCAGCUGGACCACCUUUGACAGUGGUUUGAUGGAUGACCUUUCGGCGGCGGUAUACGAUGCAUUUGCGCGAGACGUAGUCGAUGACCAGGCACGCAAGCGACGGUUCAAGAAAGUUGGUUUCUGGUCUCUUCAGCUAGCGGCCCAGGCUAUUUUCAUGGGAAUGGCUGGCAACAUAGCAUGA